Molecule: messenger RNA, 1875 nt
Organism: Danaus chrysippus (African queen)
Lineage: Eukaryota; Metazoa; Arthropoda; Insecta; Lepidoptera; Nymphalidae
Source: the annotation of a GenBank genome assembly
AUGGUUCUUAAAUCAAUUUUAGCUAUAGUUACUUGUGUGAUAUUUAUUUUAGAUGGACUUACACAAGUUUCGGCAGAAUGCACAAUUCCAGUGGUUCUUAGAAAUACUUGGUUUUCUUUUGAAAAUGGACAGCAGACGAUAACCGAUAUAAAUGCAAGUGAAAUGACUGGAAGGGGAACAUGUGUUAAUAUUAAAGCAGAUUAUCAUGUAAACUAUACUAUGGUUUUUCAACAUUCUAAGUGCUAUUACUGUGUCAAGUUAAUAGUUCGAACUGUGAAUGUUUUGGAAAAAAUUGAAACACCCUGUGUCAAUCUGCCACCUGAUGAAGAGCCUUCAGUAGAAAGAGUGUGCAAAGAGUUUAAAGAUGAUCAAUCUCUGAUAACAUUGUUCUCAGAGAAUUCAGUUCCUGUUAACUGCAGGUCUUCGCUUGAAGGUGUAUGGCAAUUUGCUUAUCAGAAUCGUUUCCGAUUCACCGGUGAAUGUAACCACCCAGGAGCUCAGAUUAAAUCAUGUCAAACAGCUGGUACCCAGUUUCUUAUAACCAACCAGAAGUUCAAUAUAACUUAUAAGGAAUGUCCCGGUAUGUCUGGUACUUUUGAAGGUGUUGUUGAAUAUAGCUGUCUAGGUCAUUGGUUUGUUGAUAAGAACCACUUCUUUGCUGUUGCGAAUACAAAGGAGUCACGUAAAGAUGAAAGGUACCGUUGCUUCCUUAAGAAUAGGGACGAUGAUCUUUAUAUCGGUGCAUCAAUAACGCCUCAAUGCAACACUUUGAAAACUGUCGAAAAAUCGCCGGAGAGAUACAGAAUAACACCAGUGAAGGCAGAAGUAGUGGAACCAGGAUGCCGUUUGCCUCAAAACUUUUCCGGAGAUUGGAUCAAUACAGCUAAUAUUGAUGCUGAUGUGUUUAUCAAUGAGACUCACAUUAUUGAAACUUAUUAUCCAGAUGAAGGAAGAUACAGAAGGACAAUAUAUGUGUGCAGGGAGCAACGUGAUAGUCGUGUUAUGAUGGCCCGCCUUACUGUUGAUGGUUGUCAAAAAGAUUACGUGUGUUUUGACUUUGUACCUCAACAUCAUAAUAUUAUAAGAUAUCGCAAAGGUCUAGCCAUGAUACAAAGUAAUUUCCACACAGUCUGCUCAUGGGUACAAUUUCCUAACAAACAGAAAUGGCGUUACGAUUUAUUCUUGAAGAGAGAUCCCUCACCUAUAAGAUGUCCCGUUGCCGGCAAAUUUAAUUUCACACAAAGAGGAGAUGUUAAAUUCGAGACUAGGAUACUCGGUGGAGUAACUUUAAGUCCUCGUCCGAACUUGUACUGCAAAUUGAACAUAAGCGACUUUUCUGUAUGUGAUGUAGAUCAAAAGACCAUACAAAUAAAAGAGAAUUAUUGUUUAACUGUGGACCAUUUGGGACGACCAGUUGAUAUUUACAGUGACCCAGAUUAUAAAAUGAAAUGUAUCGGAUUUUGGAAGGAGAAUUUGAAGUCUUAUUUGAUCACAUAUGAUGAACUGGAUCCCUUCUCAAAAUAUAGAUGUUGGGUUUACCAAAGAGCUGAUCUCAACAGAGUUCUUAUGUCUCAAGCUCUUGGUCCAUACUGCGAUUUGAAUCAAGAUGUAACAUCGUGGAAUUACACAGAGGGUGCAGCUGUGGCUAUUGAAAUGGAAGAAUAUGAGAGGGAGAGGGAUCAAUGUCCCAUGCAUUUUGAUGAUGGUAGUGACCCCUGGUCAACCAAAGAAAAUUAUAUUAAAGUCUUUAACUUUGCUUACUCAUUUUGGAGAAGCAAUGGUGCAGCCACCAUAAGAAUGUUUUUACCUCUCAUAGCUUUAGUAAUUGGUAUAAAUAUCUGGAAGAAUCUUAAUUUUUCUGAUAGGUUAAUGUAG